AUGCUCCUCCAACAUGCGUUACUAACGUACAAUGUACUAGUUCAGCACGGUUGUAUUGUCAACUUCGAUAAAUCACAUCUAAUUCCGUCUCAACGACUUCAAUUCCAAGCUCUGACAGUAGAUACAGUGUUUUCCUGUUCUAUAGCUGCACCUUGUUUUACACAGAACACAAAGCUUAUUGCACAUCAGACAUCUAAGGCAGAAUGUUUUGCACGGAAAUCAUUUCUUGUUAUACAUGAGAGAAGUCACACCGGAGAGAAGCUAUUUUCAUGUUCUGAGUGUGGGAAAUGUUUUACAUCCAAAUCAUAUUUUGUCAUACAUCAGAAAACUCACAUAGGUGAGAGUCCAUUUACAUGUUCUGAGUGUGGAAAAUGUUUUACACGGAAAUUACAUCUUGUUCAACAUGAGAGAAGUCACACCGGAGAGAAGCCAUUUUCAUGUUCAGAGUGUGGGAAAUGUUUUGCACUGAAAUCAACUCUUAUCAGACAUGAGAGAAGUCACACCGGAGAGAAGCCAUUAUCAUGUGCUGAGUGUGGGAAAUGUUUUACAGUGAAAUCAACUCUUAUUAGACAUGAGAGAAGUCACACCGGAGAGAAGCCAUUUACAUGUUCUGAGUGUGGGAAAUGUUUUACACAGAAAUCAUUUCUUGUUAUACAUGAGAGAAGUCACACCGAAGAGAAGCCAUUUUCUUGUUCUGAGUGUGGAAAAGGUUUUUCACACAAGUCAUAUCUUGUUAUACAUGAGAGAAGUCACACUGGAGUGAAGCCAUUUACAUGUUCUGAGUGUGGGAAAUGUUUUUCACUGAAAUCGAAUCUUGUUCAACAUGAGAGAAGUCACACCGGAGAGAAGCCAUUUUCAUGUUCUGAGUGUGGAAAACGUUUUUCACACAAAUCAUGUCUUGUUACACAUGAGAGAAAUCACACCGGAGAGGGGCCAUUUUCAUGUUCUGAGUGUGGGAAAUGUUUUGCACAGAAAUCAACUCUUGUUAUACAUGAGAGAAGUCACACCGGAGAGAAGCCAUUUCCAUGUUCUGAGUGUGGGAAAUGUUUUUCACUGAAAUCGAAUCUUGUUCAACAUGAGAGAAGUCACACUGGAGAGAAGCCAUUUUCUUGUUUUGAGUGUGGAAAAGGUUUUUCACACAAGUCAUAUCUUGUUAUACAUGAGAAAAGUCACACCGGAGUGAAGCCAUUUACAUGUUCUGAGUGUGGGAAAUGUUUUUCACUGAAAUCGAAUCUUGUUCAACAUGAGAGAAGUCACACUGGAGAGAAGCCAUUUUCUUGUUCUGAGUGUGGAAAAGGUUUUUCACAAAAGUCACAACUUGUUACACAUGAGAGAAGUCACACUGGAGAGAAGCCAUUUUCUUGUUCUGAGUGUGGAAAAGGUUUUUCACACAAGUCACAUCUUGUUACACAUGAGAGAAGUCACACAGGUGAGAGGCUAUUUUCAUGUUCUGAGUGUGGGAAAGGGUUUAUACGGAAAUCACAUCUUGUUACACAUGAGAGACGUCACACAGGUGAGAAGCCAUUUUCAUGUUCUGAGUGUGGGAAAAGUUUUAUACAGAAAUCACAUCUUGUUCAACAUGAGAGAACUCACAGACGUUUGAAACCAUUUGCAUGCUCUGAGUGAUUAAUAAAUCACCUCUUGUUGGACACAGUAGACAUCACACAGGUGGGGAACCAUUUUAAUCUUCUGGAGUAUACUCAUCUUCACCAUUUCCCUGCAUUGUUCCUUCAGGUUUUAUCCUAUGUCCUGUGUUUUUUUUUUUACAAUAUACAUGCUGCUACUGGGUGAAAUAAUAAGACGUCAUGUCCUCCUUUACCUCUACUAUGCAGAUAACCUGUCUUUGCUCCAGGUACUGAAAACAAUACCAAUACUAAAUGUCUAGCUGAGCUCCAGGUGUGGGUGAUGCCAGUUGGCCGUGACUCAGUCCUAGCGAAACAGGUCCAUAUGCUAAUGCACGCCGACUCGCUGUCUUCUGAUUACUUCCUCCCACUCCUAUCCAAGAUUUUUCACGUGCUGCUCCCU
Messenger RNA from Pseudophryne corroboree (corroboree frog), 2025 nucleotides. RefSeq names its product gastrula zinc finger protein XlCGF57.1-like. The coding region runs from base 1 to 1626 and encodes 541 amino acids. The transcript has 3 exons. Gene Ontology annotation, biological process: regulation of transcription by RNA polymerase II. The record is from RefSeq and is a predicted model, not a curated record. Lineage: Eukaryota; Metazoa; Chordata; Amphibia; Anura; Myobatrachidae. Gene Ontology annotation, molecular function: DNA-binding transcription factor activity, RNA polymerase II-specific; RNA polymerase II cis-regulatory region sequence-specific DNA binding.